CCGCGCUGUGGGCUGCAUGGCGUUUCGGCAGGCGCUGCAGCUGGCGGCCUGCGGGCUGGCAGGCGGUUCGGCCGCAGUUCUUUUCUCAGCGGUGGCGGUGGGCAAGCCACGUGGAGGCGGGGAUGCAGAGCCGCGAAGUGCCGAGCCACCGGCCUGGGCAGGGAGUGUGCGAACGGGGCCCGGAGUCUGGGACCCCAACUGGGACAGGCGAGAACCACUGGCUUUGAUCAACCUGCGGAAGAGGAACGUGGAAUCUGGAGAAGAAGAACUGCCAUCCAGGCUGGACCACUACAAGGCCAAGGCCACGAGGCAUAUCUUUCUCAUCCGGCAUUCUCAAUACCAUUUGGAUGGCUCCCUGGAAAAGGACCGCACACUGACCCCAUUGGGUCGGGAACAGGCUGAACUCACAGGACUACGACUUGCAAGUUUAGGAUUAAAGUUUAAUAAAAUUGUCCAUUCUUCCAUGACCCGUGCAGUAGAGACCACAGACAUCAUCAGCAAGCACCUUCCAGGUGUCUCCAGAGUCAGCACAGACCUCCUACGCGAGGGUGCCCCCAUUGAGCCAGAUCCACCUGUGUCUCACUGGAAGCCGGAGGCUGUGCAGUAUUAUGAAGAUGGAGCCCGGAUUGAGGCUGCCUUCCGGAACUACAUCCAUCGGGCAGAUGCCAAACAGGAGGAGGAUAGCUAUGAGAUCUUCAUAUGCCAUGCCAAUGUCAUCCGUUACAUUGUUUGCAGAGCACUGCAAUUUCCCCCAGAAGGUUGGCUCCGCCUCUCCCUCAACAAUGGCAGCAUCACCCACCUGGUGAUCCGACCCAGUGGCCGUGUUGCACUGAGGACCCUUGGGGACACAGGGUUCAUGCCUCCUGACAAGAUCACCCGGUCCUGAGGCUACCCAUGAGUCUGUACUCUCUUCAGCUGGCAGCAGCCUUCCCUUUCUUGUCUAGGCUGUGCUGCAGUUCCAUGUUGUUGCCUGCAGAAAGAGACUGGUGGGACAGUAGAAUAUCUCAUCUGCCAUGUUUGGGUGCUUAACUUUGGGCCCAGGCUGCAAAGGGAAAUUUUCAAGUCUGAUGGCUUUUUUGCAAGCUUUUCUAUUUUACUGUGCCCACCAGCACAGCCUUGUGGGGUGUGGGACAAGAACCUUCUCAGACAAGGUAAGCCUGUCCUGGGGACUGAACAGCCCUGACUGUGUCAUCUCCUCAGGGGACCAUAGCAGAGCUGAGAUGCCCCUUGGCUCUGGCAGAAAACUGUUGGGAGAACGAAUAAGGUUUUGUUCACAACUCAUUUCACAUGAUUUUUUUCAUUUCUAGAAACUUUUGUCAAUCUUACUGUCAAAAUUCUCCUCACAUGGGUUCAUGAUUUGAAAACCAACUUCUCAGUUCAGUUAGAUCUUGAUGCCACUGUAUUUGAACUUAUUGAAGAGCACAAGGACUGGUACAGCCGGACCUCAGCUGUGAGAGAAGUAAGGGUAUAAAAGGGUUAUGGCUUGUGUUCACCUCAUGGCAGACAUCAGGGUAGGGGUUC
Jaculus jaculus (lesser Egyptian jerboa) is the source of this 1521-nucleotide messenger RNA. It is a transcript of the gene Pgam5, whose product is annotated as PGAM family member 5, mitochondrial serine/threonine protein phosphatase. The coding region runs from base 17 to 886 and encodes 289 amino acids. Lineage: Eukaryota; Metazoa; Chordata; Mammalia; Rodentia; Dipodidae. Gene Ontology annotation, cellular component: mitochondrion. Gene Ontology annotation, biological process: positive regulation of mitochondrial fission. The transcript has 6 exons. The record is from RefSeq and is a predicted model, not a curated record.